Pristis pectinata (smalltooth sawfish) is the source of this 1131-nucleotide messenger RNA. Its product is annotated as insulinoma-associated protein 1-like. Gene Ontology annotation, cellular component: nucleus; transcription repressor complex. The transcript has a single exon. Gene Ontology annotation, molecular function: DNA-binding transcription repressor activity, RNA polymerase II-specific; RNA polymerase II cis-regulatory region sequence-specific DNA binding. Gene Ontology annotation, biological process: negative regulation of transcription by RNA polymerase II; neuron differentiation; regulation of cell cycle process. The record is from RefSeq and is a predicted model, not a curated record. NCBI's taxonomy places the organism in Eukaryota, Metazoa, Chordata, Chondrichthyes, Rhinopristiformes, Pristidae. Bases 1 to 1131 code for a protein of 376 amino acids.
AUGCCCAGAGGAUUUUUGAUCAAAAGGAAGAAGAGGGCCACGUCACACAAGGCAACAGGGAGCCAGGUCAUGGGGUAUCCUGAAAAUGGUCCCAGUUCAUGGCCCUUGAUGGAAGGGCACGGGACCUGGACUGGAGUUCAAGGACAAGAACUAAAGGAAGGACCCAGCACAGUGAGGUCCUGGAGCCAAAAUGCUUUCCCUAAUGGAUUCUCAAUGUCAGAUGAAGAUGCUCAGCCUAACACAGGAUCACUGGCCAUGGAGCUUGUGACAUCUCCAAUCUUUGACUCACUUCAAUCAAGAAAAAAGUCAACUCACCCUGAGGCACUGGGACAGAGCAGUGUGGACUCAUUGGGGGAGGAACCAAGUACUGCAGUAAGUGAAGACAAAGGAACCAUCCCUGUUAAGCAAAGUGCUGAAGACAAAGCGAGGCAUUCCAGAGACACAAAGAGAUCGAGCUGCGAUGUUCUAGGAGCAUACAUUUGCCAGUUGUGUGGCGAGGAAUAUCCAGACUGCUUUGCCCUUGCCCAACACAAAUGCUCUGGGAUAGUCCAGGUGGAAUAUCGAUGUUCGGAGUGUAGCAAGGUCUUCGGAUGCCUGGCCAACCUCGCCUCUCACCGCCGAUGGCACCGGCCCCCCUGCGGUGUUACCAGCCAAGGCAAGAAGAAGGAAGCACGACGCCCAACCCUCAAGGGUUCACACAGUUGCCGUGAUAUCAAGGAGAGGUCACUGGAUUAUCUGAACCUGAACCCACCAUUGUCUCAGAUGAAGGAGGGUUUGCAGAUCCAUCGUGGCAAUGGCCCCAAGCUAGUAAGAAUGGAGACGUUCGGUUGUGUGGCUCCAUUGUAUUGGACAGACAGCAAUCUCCAUUCAGGCCACUUCAGGGGUCUUCUGUAUCCACUGGAUGGUCAGUGGGUGUUGGGUGGUCCUUCCAGAUCUGAGGCCUCCUCUUAUCUGUUCCAGGCUGAUGAGGUCUUUGGGGAUGGCAUCCAUGGGGUCAACAAUUCUCAGCACGUGCUGGAGGCCAUUCCCUGCAGGUGCUCCCUGGGAACCCUCUUUACUACAUCUGAAGCAAGGAAGCAGGUGAGCAAACCUGAGCCAGUGGAGAACAGUCAGGAGAUGCCAGGCUAUUAA